CUAAAGUAUAAAGAUUGAUGAUAAGUUAAUCAAGUGGGUACUCGAAUAAAACAGUGUGUGUUUUAUCUGUAGCAGAUUAACACUCAGAAACACGAACAUCAAGAUGCCUAUGAGCUUGUUGGAGGCUGUUCUUCGGAGGAAGAAGCAGCAAGACCGUGGGAAGAAGGUCGAAAGCGCUGCUUCUAUAGUCCUCCGAAAUGCAGCAUCUAGUGCUGCAAGUAGUACAUCGCAGCGUGGCUCUGUUUCACAACGAGCUCAAUUCCUCGAGCGUUAUUUCGAUGACAGUGACGCAUUGAAGGCUGAAGGAGCGGAUCGCGGAUGGCUGCAUGUAACUACUCUAAUACUGAAAGAACAACUAGAUCAACAGCUGGCGCAACUUGUUCAAAAGCAUAGUGUGGUUGAUUUGCUUUAUAGGAGUGAGGGGGAUGGAACAUCUAGAACUGUUUUAGAGGUUGGAGAAGCCGGCCGCGAAGUUUGGAGGGGCAGUAAGUGGAUAGUGGUGGAGAAUACUGUAUCGUGGAGAGCGGCUGGCGGAGAGGAAAGAGGACUAGUACAACUACCAGCGGAAACUGUGCUUUUUGCUCCAAAAAAAGCACAGGAAAUCCAAGCAGCAGCAGAUGAAGAGGCGGCCAGAGCUGGAAGAGGAAUAUCGGGGGACCAUGCGGUGCAGGUGCCGAUACCUAACGAGCUGACAGAAGCUGCUGAUGUUGCUGAUGUGAUCUUCUCCGUUACUAAUAUCGAUGAGCUGCUUAGUAAAAUACCACUGGAGAAGCUGUUCUGCUUUUUGUUCUACUCGGAUUCUGGUGGGUCUACACAAAAUACGCAGCUGUGGAUGGGGAAACACUGGGUGGAUGGAACCAUUCGCAACGCGAAGCGCGGAAUUUUUUGGACAGGACGAUGUAGAAUCCAUCAGGGGGCGAUCAUUGCGCGCGAGUGCAACGACUUGCUCUUAGCCUGCACCGGAAUAAAUCCCAGAGUGUGGGAGAAACGCGUUCACUUGGCGGUAAUAGAUAUGCUAUCUUGGAUGGUUCUCUGAUACGAUUCUACUUGCUUAAGGUUAUUAUCAUCACGGAAAUCUAUGCAAAUUCGCUUGUGUUGGAUAUUUAAUUUAUACAUCUUUCAAUGCUUCUUUAGCUGGCACAUUCUUGAUCACUUAUCUCCCCCUACAAUCAGAUUAAGACGAUGUCGAUCAAGCGGCAGGACAUAUCAACUGGCCUGUCUUCAUGGAUGAACAACUACCUGGAAGAGGUCAGAGGAGCAAGACCACCCGAAAAAUUGGAUGCGCUUUUGCGGCUUUUUCGUGUGCCAGACGCCACACUGGAAGUGCUGAAGAGUCUCUAUAUGCCUAUCGAUGAAGAGGAAGCGUUCAUCUUUUGCACACCGGGGAACGCGAAGAAAGUGCGAACGUCGAUCCAUCGUCUCACUGCUGGUUUUCGCGCGCCCUCGUGGUCUCGUUGGACCACGUUUGUGACGGAGAUGGGCAAGUUCCUCUUGUGUGUGCUUUUCUACGUGCAUUUAGUGGUCGGCCGAUUGUAUGGCGAUCAGGUAAAACUCAAAGACGAGACCUGUACGAACAACAUCAAGGGCGCGAGUAGGCAAAAAGGUACUAGUUAUGAUAGGAAAAACUUCUAGUUAAUCUCAAUUACGUGGGCACUUUGUCAUGAGAUGAAAAUGAUGACUUUAUAUGCUUAUUUACUUGCAAGUAGAGAAAUCUGUUUAAGGUGAAACCAGUCGUAUAUUAUUUAAUAGAGGAGAUCUUCUUCUUAAACUAUUAUUUGAAACAACUCUGAACCCAUCAGACGACUCCUUCCUGUUAUACGUUUCUGGGUAUUUUGAGUAUAUCAUUGGGCAACCAGUGGAGCAUUAUUUGAAAACGGAAUUGAAGAAACAACCGAGAAACCGGACGGAAGUGCGAACUGCUUUGGAGAAUGACGUAAACGGCGUGCUCCUGCGGCUGCAGGACAUCGAAUCAACAUUGAAGGAAUUGAAACUGUUGAUCCACGUCAACUUGUCCGAAGAGCAGGAGGCUACAGUAUUUAUACUUUCAAGCGGUGAGUAUGAUCAUGUUAAAACUACUACUAUAUAUUGUUAUACAGGUUCUAAAUUCUCAUAAGUUCUAACUUCAAGAUCUUGAGUUGUGUUUCCAAUCCAUCCGGGAAAUAAUACCUGAAAAUGAACAAUAAUAGGUCUACAUGUUCUGUGUUUCGGCGGAACUGGCUGUCCGUGCUGCAGAGGUGCAAUUUUCUUGGCGUUUUGGUACGCAUAAGGAUAUCCACGAAGCCUUCAUGGAGCGAUAUAUUGCAGGACAAGAAGAUCUAGAAUCUCUGAUGAGCUUCGACGCUUCAGAGAUCCAUGACAGCGACCCAGGCUACUACUGUCUGGCAUCCUUACAACAGUACCUCCAGCAGUUUUCAGAUGUAAAUACUCGUAAGCGAAUGCUACGUAGGUUCAUGCAAAUGAUACACCAAGAGAAGAGACGGAAUAAAGGUGUAGAAACGAAGGUCCAGCGAGUAAAACGCAAGGCGAAGGUGGGAGUAGGUCAUCGCGCAAUGAAAAAUAUAGUAGCUUACCAGAUGCGCAGCGAUUUUAAUGCUUCGUUGAAUCGUGUGCAGGCGGAUGCACUGCAGGCAGAAAUGAUCAAGGAGCCACCUCGCAGCAAGAGAUACUGCUACAGGCGAUCAAUAGACAUCUUCAAAUCUAAGUUGUGGAAGCUGAAGCUCGGGGAGAAGGGGAAGAAAGGGGAGAAAACAGUACUUGAGAAAGGCUGUAAUAGUGUAACUCUUGCAGACAUGGGCUUGGUCGAAGAGGCUCUGCAGGAAGAAGCAUUAGCGCGUUUGGAUGGUGGAGCUAGUGCGAUUGGAUCUACUACUGCUUCUUCUAGUACACAUGACAACACAAAAGACAAUCAAGAAGACCAUGAUCCUGUGCGCGAUCCGUUGUGCGCGAAGCAAGAGCACGAAUUCUUUACCGGGUUGAAGAAAAGAGUAGAAACUGAUCUGGAGAAAAGCGUGCUUUACAAAUCUGCAGCGGAGAAGAACUUGGAGGGACUGUGCAGAAGAUGGCUACAGAAAAUCAAGUACCAUCCAUCUGAGAUUCGUGUGAGCCCACGCCUGGUGCAUCGAAUUGAAAGACAGGUGUGCUCAGCAUGCAGGGCAGCACGAAAAAAAAUCAGUGAACGAUCUACAGACAGCUUGGAGCUGGGAGUUGAUGAGGCAGAUGCAGACCGGGAAGAAGCUGUAGAUGAAGUUGACGAAGAGGAUGAUCGCAUAGACGAUGAGACGGCUGACGCGCCGCCGACUGUGUUUCUCCUGGUCUUUCACUUGCCAGUAGAUGGAGCUUCUGCUAGUAGUUGCAUUGAUAACACGACCAAAGUCAGCAUGUUGACUAUGCGAAUAGACUUGAAGUGCAGCGAUUUUAGUGGUGUUUGGGUGGAAAAGCCAAACCCUUUGCAGGAGGAUCGAUAUGUAGCCACGCGGGACAUCGUGCAUAGCGUGCCGCUUCUUAAGGAAGAGCAGUUCAUGAACAGUUCUGUGAAGAUUUACAAGGCCAAGAUUUACGGCGAGGUGGUGGAUAAGAAGCUGAUGCUGCGGGUGCAGCGUGGGGCGGAAGUAGUAGUAAACAGUCGAAAAGGUAAAGCUACUACGACAACCAUCUCAGGCACAAACACCAGUGACAAUUCUCUCUUGUCUCGCAUGCUACGAGAAGGAAAGCGAUUAGCUAUCAAGCGACAACAUGAACAAGACAGACCUGCCGGGGAGGUUAAACACAAGCGACGAAAGGUAGUAGAGGAGGCGUCGUCGUCUACUAGCAAGAAGGACAUCAUUGACAAAGCAGUAGCAAUCGAUGAGGAGGUAGAUCUGAAGGCGAAAAUGCAAAAGGAAGCGUUUAUUAAUGCAGUUGGGAACAAGAGUCCAGGAAAAUCCAUGAAGGGCAUGUACAGUUCGAUGACACUGGGCAAGGACAAGGUGCAGGACCUGGAAACAGCGAAGAGCAUCAUCAAUGAGUGGCUAUGCAAUGUGCAGAUCGAAGGCAUGAAAAUAGCAGAUGCAUCUUCUCAGACUACUUUCAAGAUGCGUGGUCGCCUCACGGACACGCUGAGAGUAGCAGUGGAUAGUACUAGGCGCCUGCGGUUUCUUCAAAUCAUCAGAGACACUUCUAUUGACAUCAUGAGUACUGCCAAAUCUUCGGCGCACCGCAAGUUCAAUUACCCGGAGGACGAGUGGAUGCACGUCUCGUACUUGUGUGCGUUGUGGGCUUUGCGGGCAAGAUUCAUUUGCGAUCGUGCUGGCAAGUUUCUGGCCGAUUCCCGCUACAAAUGUCGAGAUCCUGCUCGUUUGGCUGAAGAAUAUGAAGAAUACAUUGCGGAUUGCGUGCACCAUGGCAGAAAUUCGUGGAAACACCUUAAGGGUGAGAAUGCUAAGAGCAUGCAGAGGGCGAUGAGGCUGUGCGAUGAGAGCCUAGCAGUACUCGAAGUUGGCAGAGAAGAGUUUGAGUUUGAUGACUUUCCUGAUCAUCCAGAGUAGGAAACUUAAGGGACUAGCUAGUGUGUGACUUCGUCGGGAUCGUUUUCUAUCAUAAGUAAGUACCAAAAUGCACACUCAUAUGAACUAAAUGCGUUUCUUAUAUGGUUUAAGUAAAAGCCUGACCUUGUAUAGAUUUCUCUCUAUUGGAUAGAUGUGCUUGAUAUCUUACUGGUAAGUAAACAGAUCAAUACUUCAGGAAUCUUUAUACCGAUACUGUACAAUGAACUAGUAUUUCGCACUGCAGGCGUUUCUAUUGGUAAAAAGCUAUGGGAAAACAUGGGGUAGGACUACGAUCUUUUCAACAUCGUAGUAUCACAGAAGUAAGUAAACUAACAGCAACUACAUGCAUAUAUAUGGGGCAUAGGAAUUAGGGUAAGCCUGGAGCAGAUCCGGGUCGAAUGUAUCAGAUUGAAGUAAGAAGCUGAGCUGAGUCCAGAGGCACAGGGCUGCGCGCCUGGCUUGUAGAGGUCGAAGAGGGUGGUAAGGGGGGCCAUGGACUGAGGGCGGAAUCUUUUCUGCCUGAUUUUCGUUUUGAAUUAAGGUAGAAAAUAUUCGGAAAAAAUGUCGCGAUUUUCGAAGUUUUCUAAAGAUUCAAAAAUACCGGGGGCAAAGUGGUGAUUUUCCAAUGGAAAAUCAUUAAUGAAUCAAUAAUCCGCCCCCUAUUUUCGAAAAUCUAGUUUUUUUCCGAAUAUUUUCAAAUCUAAUAAUUUCCGAAAUCAAGAUUCUUUCCGGAAGUUUUUCCAGAAAAUGUGUAAUUUUUUCGUCAUGAGGUGACUUUCUAGAAAAUAUUCCUUUGCAAAGUAGGCAAGGUGUGUAAGAGUCUCAGAUAUGAACGUGAGCAAGAGAAACCUGAGGACAGUAAGCAUCAUCUAGAAAGUCCAUGGAGCAUCAGACCUCAUUUGAUAAGAGUCAUGGUCUCAGAAAUGACAGAAAGAGGCAGUUUGUACAGGUACAAGAAGAAAAGGCUGUCUUUCAGAUCGAGCACUUCAUGCUGAACUCUUUGAACUAUGUAAGCAAGAAGACGAGAGAAAGCUACUGCUGCCGCAGUGGUUCCAGAAGCGGAG
Amoebophrya sp. A25 is the source of this 5587-nucleotide messenger RNA. Lineage: Eukaryota; Dinophyceae; Syndiniales; Amoebophryaceae. The record is from the annotation of a GenBank genome assembly.